AUGGCGAGGCAAGGUGUGAUGCUGAUCAUUCUGAUGUAUUUCUUGUUGUUUGUUGGAAGAGUCUCUGGAUUUCUUCCUGCUACCAGCACGACAUCAUGGUUGAAGAAUCCGUCUCCAUGCAUCCAGUUCCUCUCGUCAAACAGUGAUUCUCCACAACCACCACCAUCAAAUAGUAAUGACAAGCAGUACAACACGUAUCAGAAGCAACCUCAACUACAGGAGAUUUCCCGUGAAGAAAGAGUCUUGCAAGAUCUGUGGAAUCAGAAUCCAUUUUCCAUUGCCAAUCAAGUUGUCAAGUCUGUGAUUGUUGACAACGCUUCUUCUUCUGCUUCACCACCAAGACCACCACCAUUGAGAGAAGAAGACAAUCAGCAUGAUCAUUAUAAUCAUUGCCAACUCCCCAGAGAAGACUACCAAGAGCUUUUUGGACGUCUACUGGAUGCUGGUGAUGGUGGUGGUGCUGAACCAAAAAAGGAUACUACUGCCAUACAUAUCCACCCCCCUUCCAACAAGAACACCAAGGCGUAUCGUGCAUCGUUUCGGUUGGAUAUCGCCUAUCGUGGAGAUGCCUUUUGUGGAUGGCAAACCAAUCCCAACAAUCCCUUACCAUCCGUACAGAAAACACUCGAAGAUUGGUUGCAACCACUCCUGUACGAACGGCCCAAAAAACGACGACAAAAGGCACCACAAAAGCGCGUCGAUUUGCGAUCGGCAGGACGAACCGAUGCCGGAGUCCAUGCCGUCGGACAAGUCUCUCGAUUUCGAACGUGGAUUAGUAGUAGUGUUGACAACAACAGUACUGCUGCUGCUGUUGUUCCAGCAAACAACAAUGCCACAAGCACCACCAACCACUUUGGGCCAUCCUCCGUGCUGCCUCCCGAGCAAAUCAUUUGGGAACACUUGCAGCAACAUCCUCGGGCGGGUCUCGAUUUUGCUUGCGUGGCCGUGACACCGGUUUCUUCCAAGUUUCACCCGACAUUUGGGGCCAACUGUCGAGCGUACUUGUACGUCGUGGACGUGCCUCCGAUUCAACAACUACUGCUACAAUCACAACAACAACAACAACAACAAUCCACACAACAAACUACUACCCUACACGACUUUUUGAACGUGAUCAAUCAACUGUUGAAAUCGCUUGUCGUAAGCUCUGCGGAAGAUGAUGAUGAAUCAUCAUUGGACUUUAUUGCCAUGUCCUAUGGAAAAGUGGAAACACAAAGCACGCAGUGUCGCUUGACUGUGGCUCGUGCAUUUCUUGCGUCCACUUCCACCAGCAGCCAUGACCAUGAGGAGCAGGCUCUCUGCAUUCAACUCGUGGGAGAUCGAUUCUUGCGUCGCAUGGUGCGGAUACUCGUAGCAACAGUCUUGCGAGAAGCCUUGACGUUCGUAUCCGCAUCUCCUCGUGAUGAUGAUGAUGAUCCUUCUACUGAUGCCGGUAGCAGCAAACGGCGUUUGGUGGAGUUACUCGAGACCAAAGAUCGAAGACAAACCGCAAGGCCUGCCCCUCCACAGGGACUCAUCUUUUCCGGUGCACAGUUUCAAGUGCAAUGA
Messenger RNA from Seminavis robusta, 1548 nucleotides. The record is from the annotation of a GenBank genome assembly. Lineage: Eukaryota; Bacillariophyta; Bacillariophyceae; Naviculales; Naviculaceae.